Juglans regia (Persian walnut) is the source of this 1453-nucleotide messenger RNA. Its product is annotated as protein SRG1-like. NCBI's taxonomy places the organism in Eukaryota, Viridiplantae, Streptophyta, Magnoliopsida, Fagales, Juglandaceae. Bases 120 to 1220 code for a protein of 366 amino acids. The record is from RefSeq and is a predicted model, not a curated record. The transcript has 4 exons.
GAGUGGGCACUCGGCUAUGAAUCAGAAAAUUAAUACGAGCGAGCGAGAGAGAGAGAGAGAAGAGGAACAUAUUAUACAUAUAUCUUUGUGGGUUUUCGUUUGAUAUAUCUGUUAAAGCUAUGGAUCAUCAAGAAAAGCUACAGAGCCUGGGAAGAUCUCUUGCAGUGCCAUGGGUUCAAGAUCUAGCCAAGGAGAAAAAGUCUACAAUUCCACCACGAUAUCAUGUGAUGCCCCAUCAAGAUCCACCCCACAUCUCAAAUACCUCCUCUUUACCCCAACUCCCUGUCAUCGACUUGCAAACCUUACUUUCCAACGACGACGAUUUCUCAGAGCUCGACAAGUUGCACCUUGCUUCUCAGGAAUGGGGUUUCUUCCAGCUGAUAAACCAUGGGGUGAGCAGUUCGUUGUUGGAGAAUGUGAAGUCUGGCAUUCAAGAAUUCUUUAAACUCCCAAUGGAAGAGAAGAAGAAAUAUUGGCAACAAGGAGGGGAUAUAGAGGGAUUUGGGCAGGCCUUUGUUGUCUCUGAUGAGCAAAAGCUUGACUGGGGAGACCUUUUCUACAUGGUCACUCUUCCUACCCAUUUGAGGAAGCCUCACUUGUUUCCCAAGCUCCCUCUCCCAUUGAGAGACAAUUUAGAAGCUUACUCAGCUGAAUUAAAAGCUCUUGCAAUGAAAAUCUUUGACCUAAUGGCGAAAGCUCUGAGAAUGGAAGCUAGGGAAAUGAGGGAGUUGUUUGAAGAAGGGUGGCAAGGUAUGAGGAUGAAUUAUUAUCCUCCGUGUCCUCAGCCAGAGCUUGCCCUUGGUCUCAAGCCUCACUCUGAUUCCGUUGGCCUAACAAUUCUCCUGCAAGUAAAUGAGAUUGAAGGCCUACAGAUAAGGAAAAACGGGAUGUGGAUUCCUGUUAAACCCCUACAAAAUGCUUUCAUUGUCAACAUUGGUGAUAUUCUGGAGAUUGUGACAAAUGGAACAUACCGAAGCAUCGAGCAUCGGGCGACAGUGAAUUCGGAGAAGGAGAGGCUCUCUAUUGCCACAUUUUACAGCCCAAAGCUGGAUGGAGAUAUGGGACCAGCACCAAGCCUUAUUUCUCCGGAGAGAUCACCUGCUUUGUUCAAAAGAAUUGGUGUUGCCGAUUACUUAAGGGAUCAUUUUUCAAAGGAACUCCGUGGGAAAUCAUAUCUCGAUACCAUGAGGAUCAUCCAAAAUGAAGAGAAAAGCAUUUAAAUUAGUACUCUACAUCUACUUAUCCCUAAUCAGUACCAUCAGUACCCAGCUUCCUUUUGAUCUUGGCAAGGGGCCGGGAGAUGUUCUGGGGUUUCGAUCUCUGAUCGUACGUUAUCAUUGUCAUUCAUAUUGUAAUAAUAAUUAAAAUACUCCCUAGCUAUUUGUAGUUCUCUUGUAGUACUGUACGUUUUGGUCAACUUGAUCGAAUUGAAUAAAAAUACUAUAUUUUAUCC